AUGUUUAUUACCAAAGACGUGCAUGCGUCCAGACAUGAUUCAGUCAUUCAAUGCCUUUCCAAUAAUAACAGUAACCCACUAAACGAAAAUCCACGUUAUGCAUAAUCCGGCUGAUCACGUGCUGUUAUAAAUAUUGUAAAUAGCGAUCAUGUAUAAAACAUUUUACCUGCGGUAUCCCUAGCCAUACUCGUUGAUGAUUACUCUACAGUGUGUUUACAUACCACCAAUAAAAGCCGCUCCAAUAAAACUACCUUGUUAUUCUACGCACAGAGAACAAACAGACAGCGCAACUGGGCUGACACAUCGUACCGAGAAGUCAGUUUUUGUGCGAUCAUCAUCAAGUAAGAUCACGGACACAGCGGCCGAGAUGGAGAACACCUCCUGGAAUUCGGUGUCGGACUUUCCGUUAAUGGGAACAACGGCUCCAAUGCCCCGGGGUCCGCCUCCUAUGCCUCCGUUCUUAGACUAUGGCCUGGCAUUUUUUCUCUUCGUGGCAUUUGUUUUCGGUAUUGCUGGCAACGGUGUUACCCUCUGGAUUUUUGUCAGGACCAAGUCACUACGCACGGCACCAAAUAUGCUUAUUGUUAAUUUAGCGUUCAGCGACAUCUCCAUGAUCAUAACAAACUUUCCACUCAUGUUUGCGUCGACAAUUUAUGGUAAAUGGCUGUUCGGCGACUUAGUUUGCGAGAUCUACGCUUUCUUCGGAGGCCUGUUUGGAUUCAUGUCAAUCGCUACAAUGACGGCCAUUGCGCUGGACAGGCAUGCUAUUCUUUUCAACAGACACUAUGUGAUUUGCCAUUCCAUGGAGGCUAUGCGCACAGUUACCAGACGAAAAGCCGCCUAUAAAAUCCUGCUUGUCUGGAUAUACAGCUCUAUCUGGUCACUGCUUCCCUUCUUUGGUUUUGGGGCCUACGUUCUAGAAGGCUAUGGUGUCAGUUGCACUUUCGAAUACCUCGACCUAUCGCUCAAGAAUAGGCUGUACGUUGGUACGAUCUUCACGUUCGGAUUCCUGAUUCCUCUUGGGGUGAUCAUAGCCUGCUAUGUCCACAUCGCAUACACUUUACGACAGCAUCGUCUGCAGCUUAUGAGGGUGCAGAAUGACUUGCGUAGUCCUGGCAACGAUAAGGCGCAGGCUGCCGCUAUACGCAAGGUCAAGGCGGAAAACGUGGAGUGGCAGAUCGCCAAAGUGGGUAUCAUGUUAACCAUUCUAUUCUGCGCUUCCUGGAUGCCCUACGCAUCUGUAGCGUUUAUUGGGGAGUUCAUUGAUGCCUCAAAGGUCACCCCGAUGGUCCAAGUCAUUCCGGUCGUGUUAGCCAAGAGUUCCGCCAGUUGGAACCCCCUUGUCUACGCCAUCUCCCACCAGCGGUUCAAAGAAGCCCUUCGCGAUCACUUCUUCGUCUACUGUUGCGGGGAAUCACAGAGCCGCCGACAACGCCACUCUACCACACGGUCCAUGUCCAGCGAGAAUCGUAACACCGACUCGAGAGCUACUAGUGUUCGGUCUGUCAUCUCGGAGGCAGACAAGCGAGACAGGACCGGUACGGUUAUGUCUACCGUCUCGACCAAGACUGAUGAGAUCGAAAUGGAAAGCGGGGUACAAAAGCCGACUAGGAGUUCCCUGAAAGGGGGACGCGAAAGAGCCAACAAAAACAGCAACAACAACGGCAACCAGUCAGCUAGCGAGCAGAGGCGACGGUCAUUCCCCGAUACCUCCUCAACAACUGUAGACUCCGGCAACGUCAACUUGGUGAUGAAAUCGAGAGAUGGGGUUAAAAUACAAGAACAUUAUGCAGCAUAUGAUAAUCCAGCAGCAUCGGUUAGCGAUCGAGAAGAACUCACUAAACUUUAAACAGAAAGCAGGUCAAGAACAUAAUUGGUCAAAAGUCUAUUCCGGUACGCUCACACGGAAAGUUGGUGUUGGACAAGACAAUAGUUGAUAUCUGCCAGCAAACGGUCAAUGUCUGUCAUGGAAUUACAUGUAUGCCACACGAUAUUGUCUAAAUAUUUUGUCAAAUGUUACUUAAUGUUCAUGCAGUGACACGCGUUGUUGAUUAUUCAUAUUUUGCCACACGUCCUGGAUAUACUGACGCGUUACUGAGUAAAGUCGUUUCAAAAACUUGUUUUUUAAAUUAAUUGAUUGAGGUGCGGUUGUCGUAUUGGGCAACACAAUACUUUUUUGAACUAUGAACCGGUUUUUAGAUUAAUUGAUUAGAGUACAAUAGUCGUAUUCGGUAACAUAACACUUUUAACCGGUUCAGUUCAAUCCACGUGUAAUGUUCACAACCGGGCUUAAUUUUUACUAAAGGUAUAACUGUUAUGUUUAUGAAAUCCUUAUUUAAAGGUAUGUUUUACUUUAAAUUCUUCUAAUGAAAUGUAUGUGUUGACGAUAACUUGUAUCAAUUCCAUGAGUUAAGUGUGAAAAGAUUAAAUACGAUAUUACAACUUGUAUCUUAAAAAACUACGUUAACUGGUAUUAUUCAACAAUUAAAAGAGGCGAAUUCAUUCAGUUUAAAGUACUGUCCAUUUCAACCGAAGACCUGGAUUGGGGAAAAUCCUCUUUCCCCCCCCCAAAAAAAAAAAUUAAAAGCGUGUUUGUUGUUACCAAAAAAUAUUACAUCUUGCAGGUUGUUGCAAAUUACAAUUACAUCACCGCCUAUGUAACAUAAAGGACAAUGACACAGCAAUCCCAUGUCGCUUAGAUUCAAAACCACAACUCACAGAGUGUAGGUAAUUCAAUUUUUAUGUAAACAUUAAAACAUUAACUUGUAUACUGGAUCACAUAUAAGUUGGUCAAAGCUGAGUAUAUAGGUAUAUGAAGUUUAUUGAUAGAAAAUGUCACUGUAUAGCAGUAGAAAUAUUAUAACUUUAAUUUGACAUUGGUAAUAUUACCUAAGUGUUAUUUUACUUUAAAGGAGGCUUUAAACGUGAAAAUACUGUUAAAAUUGUAAUAUUAUACAUGUAGAUAUUUAUUUUCGCACCAUGGUAUAUUUUAUCUAAGAUAUCACACAAACAGAGAAACUAUGUAUUAGUUACACAAAAGUAUAGUGCACGACAUUGGCCAAAAAAUACAUUUUUGAUUGUACUUUGUAAAUAACGCACUUCAUCGCAAAUGAUAACUAUAUGGCAUAUUCAUGCGAACCAUUCAGUUCUGUACUUUGCUCUGUUCUUACAGUGCUCUCACAGAAACUUCGCGCAAAAACAGAAUUCUAAGAUCACGAUUUAUGCAAGCGCUUAAGUUAAAUUGAUUGGCUAUAGCCUAGGCCUAAGCCGUAAAAUACAGUAUCUUUUUUCAGCUUAUCCUUACAGUGAAUCCACUGAUACACAACAGUAGUCCAAAUCAUUACAAACUUGUCUCCGGUGAGUACCUGCCUUACAAACUUGUCUCCAGUGAAUACCUGCCUUACGACUAAUUUACCUGGGGCACUGAGCCAGUUAAACAGCGUAUGCCCAUUACAAGGCUAUUCCAGAACAGCUACACGCGCGCGAUAGUCUGUCUUUUCAGCGCAGCCCAUAGAUGUAGAAACAGAACAACUCUAGUAUCUAGAAAAUAUGGAAGGGCUGCGUAGCACCGUUAUCAGAAUAUCGACGAAUAUGAUAUCAAAUCAGUGCUCUGAAACGACAAUCACAUAUUUCAGAGCGCUGAUUUGAUAUUAUACUCUCGUCGAUAAAUCUGGUAUCUAUCCGGUUCGUAACGUCACUUCAGUUUAAACCACGCCCACUGCACACGUGCACUGCACAAAGGGUUACAUGCAUUGAUCGCCGUUUACACGGAGCCAUGGAACCGUAAGUUAACGCACGACUUCAGCGAUCGUCCAAUGGGAGCCUGCAAAUCGUGGCGCGUCCGCCUUUGUGACGAAGUCACUUACGAACCGGAUCGAUGGCGCAGCCAUACGCUAGCUCACGCACGCGUCUUGUUCAGGAGAGACCUUGGCUCUUCGAAAUACUGGAUUGGCUCAUUCACAAUGCCUUGAAAAGAUGUAGCUUAAUACACUCAAAUGCAACAAUAACGAAUGUAUACGCCGUGAACUAAAGAAAUUGAUAAUACUACCAUUGUCACCUGUCAGUCACAUGAUAUCCUUUUCCCCAAACAAGGUCAGCUCAACUCAGUUUUAGAAGGUUCAAGAUGACAUAGAACGAUGGAUUAGCCUUAAUAUUGCACAUAGUCCUGAAUAAAUACUGAAAAAGUUUA
Messenger RNA from Acanthaster planci (crown-of-thorns starfish), 4189 nucleotides. RefSeq names its product opsin 4 (gene opn4). The record is from RefSeq and is a predicted model, not a curated record. Gene Ontology annotation, biological process: G protein-coupled receptor signaling pathway; visual perception. Gene Ontology annotation, molecular function: G protein-coupled receptor activity. NCBI's taxonomy places the organism in Eukaryota, Metazoa, Echinodermata, Asteroidea, Valvatida, Acanthasteridae. Gene Ontology annotation, cellular component: membrane.